This is a messenger RNA of Eubalaena glacialis (North Atlantic right whale), 3723 nucleotides long. RefSeq names its product paxillin (gene PXN). The transcript has 15 exons. The coding region runs from base 114 to 3350 and encodes 1078 amino acids. Gene Ontology annotation, biological process: transforming growth factor beta receptor signaling pathway; endothelial cell migration; substrate adhesion-dependent cell spreading. The record is from RefSeq and is a predicted model, not a curated record. Lineage: Eukaryota; Metazoa; Chordata; Mammalia; Artiodactyla; Balaenidae.
GUUCCGUUCCGGGCCGAGGCUCGCGGCGGAAAAGUUGCGCGGCGGUGAGGAGCGGCCCCGGGACGGGCAGCGAGCGCGACGCCGAGCCGGCUCCCGGCGCCCGCGGCCCCGCCAUGGACGACCUCGACGCCCUGCUGGCAGACUUGGAGUCCACGACCUCCCACAUCUCCAAACGGCCUGUGUUCUUGUCUGAGGAGACCCCCUACUCGUACCCAACAGGAAACCACACAUACCAGGAGAUUGCCGUGCCACCCCCUGUCCCUCCACCCCCGUCCAGCGAGGCCCUCAAUGGCACGGUCCUUGACCCCUUAGACCAGUGGCAGCCCAGCACCUCCCGAUUCAUCCACCAGCAGCCUCCAUCCCCGUCCCCCGUGUACGGCUCCAGUGCUAAAACUUCCAGUGCCUCCAACCCCCAGGACGGCAUCGGCCUUCCGUGUCCCCGAGCUGGCGAGGAAGAGCACGUGUACAGCUUCCCCAACAAGCAGAAGUCGGCCGAGCCUUCACCCACCGUCAUGAGCUCCUCCUUGGGCAGCAACCUUUCUGAACUCGACCGCCUGCUGCUGGAGCUGAACGCUGUGCAGCAUAACCCCCCAGGCUUCCCUGCAGAUGAGGCCAACUCAAGCCCCCCACUGCCUGGGGCUCUGAGCCCCCACUAUGGCAUCCCAGAGAAUAACAGCCCGCUGGGUGUCAAAGCUGGGCCACUGACCAAAGAGAAGCCCAAGCGGAACGGAGGCCGGGGCCUGGAGGAUGUGCGGCCCAGCGUGGAGAGUCUCUUGGAUGAGCUGGAGAGCUCCGUGCCCAGCCCCGUCCCCGCCAUCACUGUGAACCAGGGCGAGAUGAGCAGCCCCCAGCGAGUCACCUCCAGCCAGCAGCAGACACGCAUCUCCGCCUCUUCUGCCACCAGGGAGCUGGACGAGCUGAUGGCCUCGCUGUCGGAUUUUAAGACCAGCUCCUCUGCUGUGGCCUUGAGCUCCCCAAGGCUGCUGCCCAACUCAGCUCCAUCCCCACACCACAUACUUUCUCCUCCUCCUCCUCCUCCUGGGCCCUCUGUAUUCCUGCCACCCCCUAGGAAACCCUCCCCUCGAGGCCACGGCCACACCCUGGAGGUCCUCUGCACUGAGGACAAUGUGGCCCCCAGCUGGCUUGAUUUGGCUGGCCUUGGGGAGAUGCCUGACACCCCCAACUCAAGGUCUCCCUCCAGGGAGAGUUCUUUGGGGCCACUGGGUGCAGAGAGCCAGGCUCGCGUUUGGAGGGACCCACCAAACGCGAGCCUGGUGAGUGAGCUCUCCAGGGUGCCUCCCGGCCACACUCUACCCCACGCUGGGUGCACAGGUCCCCAGGAGGCUGGGGAACCCCAAGUGCUGUCGGCCAACCCUUUGUGUCCGGGAGAGGCCGUGGCUGCCACAUGGGAGUGGCCGUGGGCUCUGGAGGCACUUAGGCCUGAGUCCCCCCGGGGAGCUACGCCCAGCUUCCAGGAAGUAAUCGAGCCAGCCGCCAUGGCUGUGGACCGUCAGGCUAUCUUCCCGGAUACCUGGAGUCUCACGAAGGCACGUGGACAGCAGAAGGAGAGGGCAAGGCCAGAGCCAGGGGAGCCAGAGAGCAGAUGCCCUGCCCCAGUUGAGGAGGAGCAGUUAGGUGGAGAGACGCCCACGGUGGGCAGCCUGGUCAGGCCAGCCCAGGGACCCGAGACCCCCAGGAGGCCAGAGGGCACCACCGAAGCCGCUGCAGAGGCCAGGAGGGAACGGUCAGAACUUCCACAGGCUGUGGUCGUGGACACACCCAACACCACGGAGAGGAUUUCCACCUCUGGCCAGAUCCGCUCCAUGAUCAGGAGGAGCCGGGAGACCGGCCACGCUCACCCCAUGUCCCGGGAGCCCUCCCCUCGUCGCCGGCUGGACCCCGCCACCCUGAGCAGGACCCCGUCCCAGGAGCGGCUCAUCGCGGAGCUGCAGGGUCGGCUGGGCAUCCAGCCGGAGGUGGAGGAGGCCGAGGGGGCCGCGGGGGCCUCUGCCGAGGACUGGCUGACCGAGGGCGUCGUCAUCACUGUGCAGCCGUGUGGGAGGCGGGCUAGGGGGCAGCUGGUAGAGAAGGUUGUCUUCCCUCCUGGCUCUCCCAUUCCCCUGAGAAGAACCUUCUCUGUUCUGCCUUCUCCUCCUCCUCCCAGCCCUUUGCUCCAGCAUCGCAAAGACGCCUCGGCCAGCAGCUCUUCUCCCCGGCCCAGCCCGCCCACCUCCUCCACCCUGGGGCCCUCGGCUCUUCCUCGAGGUCCCCCCGGGGUCCAGAGUGCUGGGGCGGGGCCACGGGAAGACGGUGUGCAGGGCCCCACCCCGCCCACUCCUGCGCCCCACUCUGUGAGGUCCAUGGGCUGCCAGACCGACGAGGACCCACUCUUCCCCCCGAUGCAGAUCCAGGGCCUGGAACAAAGAGCGGACGGAGAGCUGUGCUGGGCGGCCGGCUGGCCUCCGAACGGCAGCCAGAGCAGCCCUGAAGGGCAGGACGAGGGAGGGUUCAUGGCCCAGGGGAAGACAGGGAGCAGCUCUCCCCCGGGAGGGCCCCCAAAGCCUGGGAGCCAGCUUGACAGCAUGCUGGGGAGCCUGCAGUCUGACCUGAACAAACUGGGGGUCGCCACAGUCGCCAAGGGGGUCUGCGGGGCCUGCAAGAAACCCAUCGCGGGGCAGGUCGUGACCGCCAUGGGGAAGACGUGGCACCCGGAGCACUUUGUCUGCACCCACUGCCAGGAGGAGAUCGGAUCCCGGAACUUCUUUGAGCGGGAUGGACAGCCCUACUGUGAAAAGGACUAUCACAACCUCUUCUCUCCGCGCUGCUACUACUGCAACGGGCCCAUCCUGGAUAAAGUGGUGACAGCCCUUGACCGGACGUGGCACCCCGAGCACUUCUUCUGUGCCCAGUGUGGAGCCUUCUUUGGGCCUGAAGGGUUCCACGAGAAAGACGGCAAGGCCUACUGCCGGAAGGAUUACUUUGACAUGUUCGCCCCCAAGUGUGGCGGCUGCGCCCGAGCCAUCCUGGAGAACUACAUCUCGGCCCUCAACACCCUGUGGCAUCCUGAGUGCUUUGUGUGUCGGGAAUGCUUCACACCAUUUGUCAAUGGCAGCUUCUUCGAGCACGACGGGCAGCCCUACUGUGAGGUGCACUACCACGAGCGGCGGGGCUCGCUGUGCUCCGGCUGCCAGAAGCCCAUCACGGGCCGCUGCAUCACCGCCAUGGCCAAGAAGUUCCACCCGGAGCACUUUGUCUGUGCCUUCUGCCUCAAGCAGCUCAACAAGGGCACCUUCAAGGAGCAGAACGACAAGCCUUACUGUCAGAACUGCUUCGUCAAGCUCUUCUGCUAGGCGCGCUCAUCCCUUCCUCUGCCCCACUUCCCGGCCCAGCCUCCCAACUGCUACUGUGACCCAGAGGCCUCGCCCAGGGGUGAAGGGGCAAACCCGACUGAAACUGGAACCACGUCCUUGGCUGUUGCAGGAUGGCAAGAGGGUCCUGAGGGGUCCCGCCUGCUUUUCUUACCCCCUGCCAGAGCCUCUGGGCCUCCUUCCUCCUCCUGCAGCUCUCCCCAGGCUGCCAGCUCUUCACCCUCCCCAGAGGCCGAGGCUGGAGGGCUCCACCUGUGUCCCCACGAACCCGCCUGGCCAGGCCAGCACCCCACACUGGAGCCAUCUCUCAUAUUUCGGCAGUGGAGCUGGGGGUGGGGGUGGGGAGGGCAGACAG